CGCACGGUAGUCCCUCCCCCGCCCCGCCCCGCCGGCGUCCGCUUCCUCCCCGCAGGAAGAGGCGUCCCGCUGCCCGCCGAGCCCACGCGCGCUCGGUCCGACGUGGGGAACGAGCCUGCCGGACUCGGGCCGGAUGGCGGCGCCCCCGCUGGGCCGCCUGGUGCUGACCCACCUGCUGGUGGCCCUCUUCGGCAUGGGCUCGUGGGCGGCCGUCAACGGGGUCUGGGUGGAGCUGCCCGUGGUGGUGAAGGACCUGCCCGAGGGCUGGAGCCUCCCCUCCUACCUGUCCGUGCUGGUGGCGCUGGGGAACCUGGGCCUGCUGGUGGUGACGGCGUGGAGGCGGCUGGCCCCGGGCAAGGGCGAGCGGAUACCCAUCCGGGUGGUGCAGGCGCUGAGCGUGGCGGCCACGGCGCUGCUGGCCCCUCUGUGGCACCAUGUGGCCCCCGUGGGGGGGCAGCAGCACUCCGUGGCCUUCCUGACGCUGGCCUUGCUGCUGGCCAUGGCCUGCUGCGCCUCCAACGUCACUUUCCUGCCCUUCCUGAGCCACCUGCCGCCCCCCUUCCUGCGGUCCUUCUUCCUGGGCCAGGGCCUCAGUGCCCUGCUGCCCUGCGUGCUGGCCCUGGUGCAGGGCGUGGGCCGGCUCGAGUGCCUGCCGGCCCCGGCGAACGGCACGCCGGGGCCCCCCGUCAACUUCCCCGAGCGGUUUUCAGCCAGCACCUUCUUCUGGAUGCUGACUGCCCUCCUGGUCACCUCGGCCGCCGCCUUCCAGGGCCUCCUGCAGCUGCUGCCGCCCUCGCCCUCCGCCCCCGCGGGGGGCUCCGGCCCUGGCCUGCAGGUGGGAGCCCCGGGGACCGAGGAGGAGGCCUCGCCGUUGCAGGAACCGCCAGGCCAGGCGGCAGGCACCCCUGCCAGCCCGGAGCCCGAGGCCCGCCGGCUGCUGUCGGCCCGCACCGCCUGCCUGCUGGGCCUGCUGGCCGCCACCAACGCGCUGACCAACGGCGUGCUGCCCUCAGUACAGAGCUUCUCCUCCCUGCCUUACGGGCGCCUGGCCUACCACCUGGCCGUGGUGCUGGGCAGCGCCGCAAACCCCCUCGCCUGCUUCUUGGCCAUGGGCGUGCUGUGCAGGUCCCUGGCAGGCCUGGGUGGUCUCUCGCUGCUGGGUGUGCUCCUUGGGGCCUACCUGAUGGCGCUGGCGAUCCUGAGCCCCUGCCCCCCGCUGGUGGGCACCUCUGCCGGGGUGGUUCUCGUGGUGCUGUCGUGGGUGCUGUGUGCCGGCGUGUUCUCCUACGUGAAGGUGGCCGUCAGCUCCCUGCUGCACGGUGGGGGGCGGCAAGCCCUGCUGGCGGCCGGCGUGGCCAUCCAGCUGGGCUCCCUGCUCGGGGCUGUCACCAUGUUCCCGCCCACCAGCAUCUACCGCGUGUUCCGCAGCGGGCAAGACUGCGUGGACCUGUGUGGGCCCUGAGCCUGGGCAGGCAGGGGCCUCGCUCCCACCCGUCUUCACCUCAAGGCUGCAGGCACUCGGGCAAGCUGGACGCACCUGCACACUCCACAGGACACCCUGCGCUGCGGGGUAGGGACCAGAGAGCCGGGUUGAGCCGUGGGCUUGAUCCUGGACGGCGGUGGGGUUUGUACAAUAAAGUAUGUCUGCGUGG
Messenger RNA from Oryctolagus cuniculus (rabbit), 1652 nucleotides. RefSeq names its product solute carrier family 52 member 2 (gene SLC52A2). Gene Ontology annotation, cellular component: plasma membrane. Gene Ontology annotation, biological process: riboflavin transport. Gene Ontology annotation, molecular function: riboflavin transmembrane transporter activity. Lineage: Eukaryota; Metazoa; Chordata; Mammalia; Lagomorpha; Leporidae. The record is from RefSeq and is a predicted model, not a curated record.